CACGCCCAUGUCAACGAUGCGUCAAGCGUGGAAUGGCUGACCAGUGCACGGAAGGCCAUCGCAAGAAGGCUAAAUACCUUCUGGACGAAGAGGAGCUCGAUGCUAUCAAACGCGCAAAGUCUGGCGAGAGUUCAUCUAAAGGCCCCGAACCUGCACCGGUAUCACAACCACCACCAGAACCGCAAUACGCGCCUCCAGAUCCCAUGUAUGCACAAUACACGAAUCAGGCCUCAUUUGGUACCGGUUCAGAAGGCGCAAAUCUCGAAUACAGUAUUCUCUCUGCCAUCCUGGGCAACUCCCCUGACUCUAAUUCUCAACCACCUGCUGGAAGUCCCACAAUCAACCAAGCCGCCCCUUCUGCCCCCUACUCUACCCCUCCCGGUGUAGCAAAUCUUGUUGCAGCACGAUGGCCAGCAGAGGCCUACGCGGCACCUUCGCAGCAAGCCGCAGGGUACCCUCCGAACCCCGGCGCCGGCCCAUCAAACUACGCCGAGCAGGCGCAACUUGGUAUGCAGCCACCAUCGACCGCGGCUGUGCCCCCCGCGCUUUCCUCCGAAUAUGGCGGGUAUCCCUCGGGAACCGGGUUCACGCCAGGGCAAGGAAGACCGCCAUCAUUGAACGUCCCAGGGCAACAAGGACCCGUUGGCUAUCCCGACUAUGCAGCUCCCCCGGCCGCGCGAGCUUCCCCUUCAUCACCUACCCAGCGGUUUGCGCCCUACGCGCAACGAACACAAGCCGUCGGCGCGUCGAUACCAGGGGCCAUGCGCCCUGAGCGCGGCGCGGCUUGGGCAAGUCAGGCAGGCUUUGGCGCGGGCUCGGCGCUGGCCUCGGGCGCGCAGGGCGGUGCGGGCGUGUACCAGGCCGUCACGAAGCCGUACGACUACACGGAGGGGUACCAUUUCCUGAUGAAGCAUCUGCCCACAAGGUUCGAGAAGAACGACAUCCUCCGGAUCGUGCGCGCGCUCGCGAUCUUCCGGCCGUCCCUCAUCGCACUGCAGAUGCCGUUGUCGGAGGAAGACGAGGUCUUCGUCGAGAAGUGCUUCCAGCGCUCGCUCAUCGAACUCGAUAAGCUCGUGUCGUUCAGUGGCACGCCGACAGUGGCGUGGCGGCGGACGGGCGAGAUAUGCCUGGUGGGCCCCGAGUUCUGCAUGCUCACGGGAUGGGAGAAGGAGGAGCUUGUGGGUCGGCGGAAGUAUAUCUACGAGCUAUUCGAGAACCAGUCCGUGGUGGAGUAUUGGGAAAACUUUGCCAACCACGCGUUUGAAAACACGACACAGAGCGUAUAUUCACAUUGCGUAUUACUGAAGUCCUCUGGCGCGCCUGUCCCUUGCACAUUCUGUUUCUCUAUCAAGAGGGACAUCAUGGACCUCCCCAGCCUUGUCAUCGGACAAUGGCUGCCAUUAUUAUGAUCGUUCAAAUUUCACUCAGGACACUCUGCAUUCCGCAUUUUAUCUGUAACGCUAUCUCGCUCUCGCUUCACGUCUGCUUUCCGUCAGUUUCCUUCAUCCUCACCUUAUUCGUUGUAUCAGCCGCAACGCCCUAUUUAUACGCGCAUCGCGU
Molecule: messenger RNA, 1560 nt
Organism: Fomitopsis serialis
Lineage: Eukaryota; Fungi; Basidiomycota; Agaricomycetes; Polyporales; Fomitopsidaceae
Exons: 7
Coding region: 33-1409 (458 amino acids)
Biological process (GO): cellular response to starvation
Cellular component (GO): nucleus
Molecular function (GO): DNA-binding transcription factor activity; RNA polymerase II transcription regulatory region sequence-specific DNA binding
Source: RefSeq, a predicted model, not a curated record